UUGUGUCGGUGGCAAACAGUGAUUCAAACUGUGUCUUGCAGAUAAAAAUGAGAGUGCACAGGAUCGCGUUCUGUUUGCUUGUGGCCUGCGCUGUGGCUAUGGCUGGGCAGAAGUUAACCUUGCUGUCUGAGGACUCAAAACCUCUAUCAGACCAGCGGGACAUCGUUUACCAUACACCUGCAGCAAAUAGGGAGAAGAGGGGUCUACUUUUGGGAGCCGGACUCCUCGGCGCUGGCGUUCUCGGAGCCGGCCUUGUCGGAGCUGGUCUGGUCGGGGCUAAGGCUGGGUUCAUCGGCGGCGCGCUCGCCGGCAGCGCUCUCGGCCACGGCAGGAGCUACGGCGGCUGGGGUCACGGUGGAUACUACGGAGGCGGAUACGGCGGAUACCACGGAUACCACGGAUACGGCGGUCAUGGCGGAUACUACAGACCCAGCUACGGUUACGGACAUGGCGGAUACAGCUCGUACUACGGUGGUUGGUGAUGAGUCACUCCGCCGAUGUCACCGCAUAGUGCAAUAUGACUGAUAUUUGAUGUGGAAUAAGCAUUUGUUAAGAUUUAAGAUAAUAAAGCUUUAAUUAAACAUUGCGAUUUGAAA
Manduca sexta (tobacco hornworm) is the source of this 596-nucleotide messenger RNA. Its product is annotated as cold and drought-regulated protein CORA-like. The record is from RefSeq and is a predicted model, not a curated record. The coding region runs from base 48 to 482 and encodes 144 amino acids. Lineage: Eukaryota; Metazoa; Arthropoda; Insecta; Lepidoptera; Sphingidae. The transcript has 4 exons.